Molecule: messenger RNA, 1248 nt
Organism: Fraxinus pennsylvanica
Lineage: Eukaryota; Viridiplantae; Streptophyta; Magnoliopsida; Lamiales; Oleaceae
Source: the annotation of a GenBank genome assembly
AUGGCGACGCCUAUGGUAGAAGACAGCAACUUCGAAGAUGACCAGCUCUCGUCUAUGUCCACUGACGACAUUGUUCGAGCCUCUCGCCUUCUCGACAACGAAAUCCGAAUCCUCAAGGAAGAGUUGCAGAGAACGAAUCUGGAUUUGGAUUCGUUGAAGGAGAAGAUAAAGGAGAAUCAAGAGAAAAUCAAGCUCAAUAAGCAGCUCCCUUAUUUAGUCGGCAACAUCGUUGAGAUUUUGGAAAUGAACCCAGACGAUGAGGCUGAAGAAGAUGGUGCAAAUAUUGAUCUUGACUCUCAAAGGAAGGGUAAAUGUGUAGUACUAAAAACAUCCACACGCCAGACAAUUUUCCUGCCUGUAGUAGGUCUUGUUGAUCCUGACAAGUUGAAGCCUGGUGAUCUGGUUGGAGUAAACAAAGACAGUUACUUGAUAUUGGAUACUUUGCCAUCUGAGUAUGAUUCUCGUGUCAAGGCGAUGGAGAUUCAAGAACUAGUUGAGGCAAUUGUGUUGCCUAUGACACACAAAGAAAGAUUUCAGAAAUUAGGAGUUCGUCCGCCCAAGGGAGUCCUUUUAUAUGGACCUCCUGGAACAGGGAAAACUCUAAUGGCCCGUGCUUGUGCUGCUCAAACAAAUGCUACUUUUCUUAAGCUAGCAGGUCCCCAACUUGUACAGAUGUUUAUUGGAGAUGGUGCAAAACUGGUUCGGGAUGCUUUUCAACUUGCAAAAGAAAAAUCUCCUUGCAUCAUCUUUAUUGAUGAAAUUGAUGCUAUUGGGACAAAGCGUUUUGACAGUGAAGUUAGUGGGGACCGAGAGGUGCAACGGACCAUGUUAGAGUUGCUUAAUCAGCUUGAUGGUUUUAGCAGUGAUGAUCGGAUCAAGGUGAUCGCAGCAACAAAUAGAGCUGAUAUCUUGGAUCCUGCCUUAAUGAGGUCUGGUCGAUUGGAUCGUAAAAUUGAGUUUCCGCACCCCACUGAAGAAGCCAGGGCUAGAAUCUUGCAGAUCCACUCCAGGAAGAUGAACGUUCAUCCAGAUGUCAACUUUGAGGAACUUGCUCGUUCAACAGAUGACUUCAAUGGGGCGCAACUGAAGGCUGUCUGUGUCGAAGCAGGCAUGCUGGCUCUACGCCGUGAUGCCACUGAGGUGAACCAUGAAGAUUUUAAUGAAGUUUCACCUGGCUUCAAGCCUCAGAACCAAAAACCUACAUGGAGCUUGGUCAUCCUAGAUGAGAUGAAGUUUGGCAUUCGUUAG